Molecule: messenger RNA, 768 nt
Organism: Agrilus planipennis (emerald ash borer)
Lineage: Eukaryota; Metazoa; Arthropoda; Insecta; Coleoptera; Buprestidae
Gene: RpL17
Product: 60S ribosomal protein L17
Exons: 4
Coding region: 164-718 (184 amino acids)
Biological process (GO): cytoplasmic translation
Cellular component (GO): ribosome; cytosolic large ribosomal subunit
Molecular function (GO): structural constituent of ribosome
Source: RefSeq, a predicted model, not a curated record
UGUGGCUAAUUUCGUGUCGUCCGUUGAAUCUUUUUAAACUUGGUGUAGAUGGUGUCAUUUGCAUUAAGUUGAUUAUUAAAUAAUAAAUCUGUGAAUAUUUAUAUAAGUAUAGUACAUCGCGUUGUCAACUAUAAAAAGGUUAUAAUAUUUAACUAAUUUCGAAAUGGGACGAUACGCUAGAGAACCCGAAGUAGCUGCAAAAUCUUGCAAAGCCAGAGGAUCCAAUUUAAGAGUACAUUUCAAAAAUACAUGUGAAACUGCAAAUGCUAUCAAGAAAAUGCCUCUGAAACGAGCAGUGGCAUAUUUAAAGAAUGUCAUUAACCACAAAGAAUGUGUUCCAUUCAGAAGAUUCAAUGGUGGUGUUGGUAGAUGUGCACAAGCUAAACAAUUUGGUACCACUCAAGGGCGAUGGCCAAAAAAAUCAGCAGAAUUUUUACUACAAAUGUUAAGAAAUGCUGAAAGUAAUGCAGACUAUAGUGGUUUGGAUGUUGAUAGACUAAUUAUAGAACAUAUUCAAGUAAAUCGAGCUGGAUGUUUAAGACGUCGUACUUAUCGUGCUCAUGGCAGAAUAAACCCUUACAUGUCAUCUCCAUGUCACAUUGAAAUGUGGCUAACAGAAGCCGAAAGUACACCAGAAAGCGGGAGUAAAACGAAGAAAGGGAAGAAAACUGCAGAAAGUUCGACGAAACGUUCAAAAGGAGCAAUUGCUGCUCAUUAAAUGUAACUGUUCAUUUAUAUUAAUAAUAAAAUGAAUAAUGUUUAAAAACA